This is a messenger RNA of Emiliania huxleyi CCMP1516, 2422 nucleotides long. RefSeq lists its product as hypothetical. Gene Ontology annotation, biological process: L-tyrosine catabolic process. The coding region runs from base 58 to 2214 and encodes 718 amino acids. The record is from RefSeq and is a predicted model, not a curated record. Lineage: Eukaryota; Haptophyta; Isochrysidales; Noelaerhabdaceae. Gene Ontology annotation, molecular function: 4-hydroxyphenylpyruvate dioxygenase activity. The transcript is spliced from 4 exons.
CUCGGGCCGGCACGCUGCAGGCGUCGGUGGAGUCCCUCCUGCAGUCCCUGCCCAUCUAUGUCGGCGACUGUCGAGGUCUCGACGCCCACGGACCUCAGCUUCCAGUUCCACCACAUCCACGUCUACGUCGAGCGCGACUCGCUCCGGCCGCUCGCCGAUUACAAGAAGCUCGAGAGCCAGCUCAACGCGCUGGCGUCGCGCGGCUCCUUCGAUCCCUUCUCGGGCGGCAUGCGCUUUCUUCCCGCGGGCGCGCUGCCCGCGCGCGUCGAGGAGGGCAGGCAGAUCUGGAACCAGCUGGUCGAUCCCGCUGACCGCCGCGACGAGGCCGAGUAUGCCUCGGCAGGUCAGGACUUUGUCGAGCAACUCCUGGUCGGACUGGGCUGGCGCGUGACGGCCGAGUACGUUGGUCCCACCACGCGCUCCGUGCUCGUCACCUCGGCCGACCCGUGCGGCGUCAAGUUCUGCGUCACGUGCGCACUGGUGGGCGGCGACGACGCGGACGAGCCGUACGACCACUUCCGUCGCUCUCACGUCGAGCGCUUCCUCACGGCGCACGGCGGCCGGCCCGGCAUCGCCGCGCUCGGCUUCGAGGUGGCCGAGGAAGGCGGCGUCGAGGCGAUCCUGGCGCAGUACCGAAAGAGGCAUCCGGCGCUGCUCGUGUGGCACGCCGGCGCGCACGCCGGCGCGCCGAGCAGCGACGUGACGACCGGCAAGCGGGCUCGUGUCGACUGGACCCUCACCUACACCGACGUGCGCAAGGUGCAGGCGCCCGCAGCCUCGUCCGCCGCCGCCGCCAAGCCCGCGGCGGAGCUCGAGCUCGGUCGCAUGCGGAUCGGCGAGGUUUUCGCCUUCUACACGGCGGAUGGUGCGGCCGCCGACGACGGGACGGUCCUCCGCUUCGUGGAGCGCGCAGGCACGUUCGCCUCGAGCCCCGGCUUUGCGAACCCGGAGGGGGUGCUUCCCGGCCUCGCCGACGCGGCGCCGGUGAGCAACGUGCUCGACCGUGAGGGCUUCCUGCGCACGCUCGAGGAGGCACUCGGCUUCACGCCGAAGGUCGACUUCAACGCGGGCGUCGUCGCGGCAGGCGAGGCGCGCAUCGAGAGCACGGUGACGGGCAACACGUCGCGACGCCUCGCCGUCUCGGGCGCCGACGCGCUCGUCAACCAGAGCCAGGUGUACCUGCCGAUCAACAACGCGCUCUCGCCGGUCGGCCACGUGCACGGCUUCCUGCAGGAGAUCGGGCAGGGCAUCCAGCACGUCGCCUCGCGCGUUGACGACCUCAAGGCGUUCAUCGAGCGCGUCAACAACUACCGGCUCAUCACCGGCCGAGGCUUCACCUUCCUGAACAUCCCACGCUCCUACUACGGCCGCCUCGACGCGCCGCUCCUCGCAAAGCACACGACGUGCUCCGCCGUGCUGCGCGAGGCUGUCUGCGCCGCGCUGGUCACGGCGGGGCUCCUCUCGACGACUGGAAUCCUCGACCUCGAGGCGGCGACGGAGCGGCUCCGCGCGGCGCUCGCCGGCGCCGCCCUGCCCGUGGGCCUGGCCGAGGAGCGCGACGCGAAGCUGGAGGAGAUCGUGGCGACGGUGCGGCUCUCGCGCUACUCCAACCUGCACUCGCUCCUUCGCGACCACCUGCAGGAGGAGGAGUACCUGCAGAUCGUGCGAAACAAGAUCCUCGUCGACAUCCAGGGCAGCGACAUCCUCUACCAAAUCUUCACCGCGAACAUCCUGCAGCGCCGGCCCGGCGACGAGGCGCCCUUCCUCGAGUUUAUCCAGCGCGUCUGCGCAGACACGCGCUGCAAGGCACCGCACGAGGCGUGCAGCAAGCCGAUCCGUCCCGGAUGCGGCGGCUUCGGGAUCCGGAACUUUUUGACCCUCUUCCUCUCGAUCGAGGUGAGCAAGGCGAUGCGCGAGCUCGCCGACGCCGAGGAGGCGGCCGACGCGGCGGGCUGCGAGCUCGCCCGCCGGAAGAUUGAGCUGUUCACGGAGCAGCUGGACGCGAGCAACCCGAUCCUCACCGACAUCUCCGACGCGAUGACCAGCGAGGGGGAGUGCCUCGACCAGCUUGCCAUAAGCACAGGGUCUGCGUCAGACAAGGCGCUUCUGCGCGCCAGGGCCGACGAGAUGCGCGCAAAGAAGGAGGCGGGCAACGCCAGGCUGCAAGAGGUGUCGACACAGUACGCCACGCUGAUGAAGUCUCUUCGCGCGUGAAGGCCUCUCGUCUCGCCCUGCGCGUCUGCUCCGCCUCCCUCCCCGUCGUCUGCCCUGCGUCGUCUGGCGACUGGUCCUCCAUAGUCGGUUGAGGUCGCCGCCCUCCUCGUGCCUCUUGUCUUCCCAACGUUCCCUCAGCGGCCGAUGCCGUCUGCUCCGACUCCCCCCCGUCCAGUAUCCAUGUUAAAUAAAUAAAUAAAAACGGACA